Molecule: messenger RNA, 1786 nt
Organism: Echinops telfairi (small Madagascar hedgehog)
Lineage: Eukaryota; Metazoa; Chordata; Mammalia; Afrosoricida; Tenrecidae
Gene: ARPC5
Product: actin related protein 2/3 complex subunit 5
Exons: 4
Coding region: 20-475 (151 amino acids)
Biological process (GO): regulation of actin filament polymerization; Arp2/3 complex-mediated actin nucleation; cell migration
Cellular component (GO): actin cytoskeleton; Arp2/3 protein complex; cytoplasm
Molecular function (GO): actin filament binding
Source: RefSeq, a predicted model, not a curated record
CCGCCGCUCGGGAUCCGGGAUGUCGAAGAACACGGUGUCGUCGGCCCGCUUCCGGAAGGUGGACGUGGAUGAGUACGAUGAGAACAAGUUCGUGGACGAGGAAGACGGGGGCGACGGCCAGGCCGGGCCGGACGAGGGCGAGGUGGACUCCUGCCUGCGACAAGGAAACAUGGCCGCUGCUCUGCAGGCUGCGCUGAAAAACCCCCCGAUCAACACCAAGAGCCAGGCGGUCAAGGAUCGAGCAGGCAGCAUUGUCUUGAAGGUGCUCAUCUCUUUUAAGGCUAAUGAUAUUGAAAAGGCAGUUCAGUCUCUGGACAAGAGCGGUGUGGACCUCCUAAUGAAGUAUAUUUAUAAAGGCUUUGAGAGCCCCUCCGACAAUAGCAGUGCUGUGUUACUGCAGUGGCAUGAAAAGGCACUUGCUGCUGGCGGGGUCGGGUCCAUCGUCCGAGUCUUGACUGCAAGGAAAACGGUGUAGCCCAGCUGGCCCUGGGCAUUGGCCGAGGUGUGCGAACUGCUGGUACCAAGACCAAAACCACCAAAUGCCCCCGCUGCCCGCUGGGUAGCCUCGGUGUCUGUCCCUCAGCUUUACCUUCUUGCUUCUUCCUUCUCCAUCUCUCUAAAGACGAAAAUUACACAUGCCAGUUUUUCAUGAAAUGGAGAUAAUACAGAGGAAAUUUUCUGGCAGCUGAUGUGUUUCAUGCUUCUCAAAACCAUUUCAGUGAUGUAUAUACCUGUCUGUUGGCAGUAUCAGUUACAUUCAGGUUGAAAUGUACAAUUUUAACUCCUAUUGGCUGAAUUUUGCUUUAGUUUAAAUCUAAUAUUGAGAGACUUUAUCUGAAUUUGAGGCCAGCGUUCUAACUCAUAGCUAGCCAGGCAGUGUGGUUCAUGCACACUCACGAAUGGCUGGCAGCUUUUAUCCCUACAAAACUGGACCAUAAUCCCCCCAAUUUAAGCAAACUAUUUUUGGAACAGGCGGUGGGUGAGCCCCACUACCAAGUGCCAGCCGUGUCUGGUUACCUCCAGACGAUCUGAGUGACGAGUGUAAAUGCGCUGCUUCCUCAGCAUCCAGGAAUCAUGGCUUCUCAGUUUCUCGUGGUCACCCAGGGUCCAGAGCAAGGACUUGCUCUAUCAAAUGAAUCUAUUGAAUAAAGAACCUGUUUAGCAUGAGCAUACCACUUUUGUUCUAAUGGCCCUAUUAGAAUAAGAGCAGCAACUAAAUGACCAUUGGGACUUAACAGAAAGAAUGCAGAAACUGGUGUGAUUCAAACUCUGGACAGCCUCUGAAUGAAAUGCUCUUUUCCAGAGGAAUCGCGUAUCUGUCUCAGACAGCAUGAGGUGUAGAACUAGUAGAUAGUAUGCCCUACAAAUGUUUCAGUAUUCUUCAGGGUAAUUGGGAUCUCAAAAGACUUGGUUCUGAUCCACACAAAUUACACAUUCCAUGUUUUAUCUCAGUGGUUUGUUUGGUUUUUUAAAAGAAAAGACCACACAGCAAAAAGUGUUUACUUUGUUGGACAAACCAAACUGGUUUCUCGAGAAAAAAAAAAAAAGACUGGUGCUUAUCCAAAACUAGUCUGAGUAGCUCCAAUACAGAUCCCCUACUGCAUAUGCCCAGAGAGAACCCCGCCUGUGUUUUAAGUACUCACGCGGCCCCCAGUUUCAUAAUCUCUGACUUCCAUGAAAGCUGGUGCAAAGGGCCUGUAAUCUCUUUGCUGUUUUUGAUACCGCUUUGGUUUUUGUUUUGUAAAAAUGAUAACAUUUCAGAAAAUAAAAUCAGUGUUGAAUAUUU